Trametes versicolor FP-101664 SS1 is the source of this 1131-nucleotide messenger RNA. RefSeq lists its product as uncharacterized. Gene Ontology annotation, biological process: telomere maintenance; DNA repair. NCBI's taxonomy places the organism in Eukaryota, Fungi, Basidiomycota, Agaricomycetes, Polyporales, Polyporaceae. The record is from RefSeq and is a predicted model, not a curated record. The transcript has a single exon. Gene Ontology annotation, molecular function: DNA helicase activity. The annotation marks the transcript as partial.
AUGUGUGCAGCACUGAAGAAUGAUGGGGCACCCUUUGGUGGGAUCAACAUGAUUUUUGCAGGAGACUUUGCACAGCUGCCCCCAGCCAUGAGUGGAAAUGCACUGUACUCGCACAAAGUUGGACGUGUCAUCCACCGCACCCACAGUCAUGCACACCAGCAGGCAUCCAUUGGCAAGGCAUUGUGGCAUCAAUUCACCACUGUGGUUAUUCUGCGCGAGAACAUGAGACAGCGGUCACAGGGUGCCAAUGAUGCCAAGCUCAGGACAGCUCUAGAGAAUCUGAGAUACAAGUCAUGCACACCUGAGGAUGUCAAGCUUCUGCAGUCACGUGUUGCAGGACGUGGUCCAGGUAGACCCAAGUUGAACCAGCCAUGCUUCCGCAAUGUGUCUAUUAUUACUGCAUGGAACACACACAGAGAUAAAAUCAAUGAACUGGGAUGUGAGAGGUUUGCAAGGCAAAAUGGCCAGCCAUUGACUACAUUUUAUUCUGUGGACAAGCUCUCAGCCAAUGGAGAUGACAAUGCAACCAAAAAGCAGCGCAGACAGACCAUGAACCCUCGAAGGUCCACCAAUAUUCUCAGUGCUGAGCUCCAGGAUUGUCUGUGGAAUUUGUCACACACCCUCACUGACCAUCUGCCAGGCAAAUUGACUCUGUGUGUGGGCAUGCCAGUGAUGAUCAAGAUCAAUGAAGCGACUGAAUGCUGUGUGACCAAUGGAGCAGAGGGUGUGGUUGUUGGCUGGAAGUCCAGACCUAUCAGCGAGGACAAGGAAACCCUUGAAACACUGUUUGUCAAGCUCACUGCUGCGCCUACCACUGUGAAAUUGGAUGGAUUGCCAGAGAAUGUAGUGCCCAUCAGCCACCAGUCACGCAAGAUCAGGUGCAAGAUGCCCAAUGGAAAUUUCCUGUCCAUUUCCCGUGACCAAGUGUCAGUCAUUCCCAACUUUGCCAUGACAGACUUUGGAUCCCAGGGACGUACCCGGCCACAUAAUGUGUGUGAUUUGCAAAAUUGCCGCUCUCACCAGUCAAUCUACACAUGCUUGUCCAGAGGAUCUACAUACAAUGGGACUAUUAUUGUGCAGCCAUUUGACCCAAGAAAGUUGACUGGUGGAAUAUCUGGGAGUCUGCGUCAG